CACCACCCGUGGGAUAUAUUUUAGCCGACGCAUCAUGACGCGAUUAACCUCCCCGUAAAAUGGUAUAGUAAAAUGCAUCGUGAUCUCAUUGUGACUUUGCAGUGAUUUAGAAGAAGUACAAGUUUCAGACCAGUUUGUGGUGCUUUGAUCCUCCAUCAACCAUGUGAUUGCUGAGGAUAAAACAAUCAUUCUGCACAUAAUUCACCAGGUUGACAGAAACUGACUGAUUAUUGCCACAAUGGCAAUUUGUUCUCUUUACUGUGAUUUCAAUGAAACUUUGCUAAGUCUUGUGUCCAAAGACACCGGUCUACCAAGAUGCAUCAUGGGAACCAUUCCACCAGCUGUUCUGCUUCUGUUGAUGUUGUUGCUUGGUUUGGUUGAGUUGUUCAAGAAGAGAAGGCUACAGACUGAUAAUCACGGGAGAACUUUAUUGCCCGAUUUAGAAUCAAAUUCUGUGGAGGAAAUUAUCAGCGAUUUAGAAUCAAAUUCUGUGGAGGAAAUUAUCAGUGCACCAGGAAAAUCUUGUAAAUGCAGAAAGCCUUGCAGAUGUGUUAAAAAACAAUAUGAAAUGACUAGUAGUUCUAUUCAGGCAAUAACAAACCCUGCAGGAUUUGUUCAUGGAGAUAAUCGUACAUCAUUUUUGUACACUUUACAACAGUUCUUGCACAUUUGUCUUGUAUUUGUGCCUAUAGCUGACCUCAUAGUCAAAGGAACCAUAGAACCACAGAGAAUUCAAGGCUAUGUCAUGUUCAUGGAUGUUGCAAUGUUGCUUACCUGGAUGUUAACCUUCAGUGUUCUUCGUUCCCAAAGUGCAAGAUAUUUCAAGGCUCAUGUCAGUAGACAUUCCUUUGGUCUCUUGCUUUUUUGGUCAUUGGCAUUUGUUGUUGAGAAUUUGUCUUUCAUUUCAUGGAACAAUCCUCACUGGUGGUUUCAAAGAAGUACAAAAAUUAAAGAAGCUGAAUUUGGUUUGUUUAUAUCACGUUAUGUUCUUAAGUUGUUCAUCUUUCUUCUUGGAUUGAAAGGACCUGGUCUUUAUAAACCACUAGAAGUUCCUGUUGAGGAAGAGAAAAAGUUUCUGGAAGGAUCAACGGCAUUGGACCGUCGAGGAGAGUCAGCUUUUAAAGGUAUCUGGAAGAAAACAAAGUUGCUGUGGCCUUUCUUAUGGCCCUCAGACAGGUGGCUACAGGUAAGGGUUGUCCUGUGUUUCUUCAUUCUUGGCGCUGGAAGAGCUGGAAAUGUUCUUGUUCCAUUCAUGUACAAAAUUAUAGUGAACCGUCUCACACCUGGAAAGGAAGCAAAGAUAACAGAUCCAUGGCACCUGAUUUUGAUUUACGUAGCUUUAAGGUUUUUACAAGGAGGUGGUACUGGUGGUAUUGGUUUGUUGAAUAACAUCAAAUCCUUUCUGUGGAUAAAGAUCCAACAGUUUACCAGCAGAACUUUACAAGUGCAGCUCUUUGCUCAUCUACAUAGCCUGUCACUCCACUGGCAUUUGAAUCGUAAAACUGGCGAAGUUAUCAGAAUGGUGGACAGAGGAGCCAACAGUAUUUACAACCUUUUAAAUUACCUCCUGUUUACCAUUCUUCCCACUUUUGCUGAUAUUGGAGUAGCUGUUGUUUACUUCAUUGUUGCUUUCAAUGGCUGGUUUGGACUGUUGAUUUUCUUGACUAUGGCUUUGUACAUUGCCAUAACAGUUCUUAUCACUGAGUGGCGAACAAAGUAUCGACGUGAGAUGAAUGAGAAAGACAAUGCAGCCAAAGCAAAAGCUGUUGAUUCUUUAUUGAACUUUGAAACUGUGAAAUAUUACAGUGGAGAAGACUAUGAAGUAGAGAGACUGAACAUGGCUAUUGAAGACUAUCAGAAGUGUGAGUGGGACACCAUUGCCUCCCUUGCUCUUCUGAACACAGCACAAAACUCUGUAAUCACAGGUGGUCUUUUGGGCGGGACAUUGUACUGUGCCAAGUUGGUGACUGAUGGACAGCUUGGGGUUGGGGACUUUGUGUUAUUUGUAACAUACACACUUCAGCUCUAUGUGCCUCUCAAUUAUUUUGGAACUUACUACAGAAUGAUUCAGCAGUCAUUUAUUGACAUGGAAAACAUGUUUGAUCUCUUUCAACAGAAAAGACAGGUACUAGAUGUACCCCAUGCCCCAGAUCUACAAGUACCUAGUGGCCUGAUAGAGUUUCGACAAGUCAACUUUUCCUACAAUCCACAAAAACAAAUUCUGAAGGAUGUGACUUUCACAGUGUAUCCUGGUCAGACGUUAGCACUUGUUGGUCCAUCUGGGAGUGGUAAAAGUACCAUUAUACGACUUCUCUAUCGCUUCUAUGAUCUGGACUCGGGAACAAUCUCUGUUGAUGGACAAAAUAUCGCAGAGGUCACUCAGAAGUCUCUCCGUAAGGUCAUAGGAGUGGUUCCUCAGGACACAGUCCUAUUUAACAACAACAUAAGGUUCAACAUUCAAUAUGGCAGAAUAACCGCCUCUGAAACGGAGGUAGAGGAAGCCGCGGCAGCAGCCGACAUUCAUGAUAGGAUUUUAACUUUCCCCAAUGGUUAUCAGACAGUCGUUGGUGAGCGCGGGCUUAAACUAAGCGGAGGAGAGAAACAGCGUGUUGCAAUAGCCAGAACACUGCUGAAGAACCCGCCGCUUGUUCUCCUAGAUGAGGCAACCUCAGCGUUAGACACUCAGACUGAACGUAACAUUCAGGCCUCACUUAACAGAAUGUGCGUCAACAGAACUACAAUUGUAGUUGCCCACAGAUUAUCCACGAUUGUAAACGCAGAUCAGAUUCUUGUUGUGCGCGAGGGCGAGAUUAUCGAAAGAGGAAGACACGAGGAGUUGGUAUCAGAAGGCGGUGUGUAUGCGAACAUGUGGCUUCACCAACAGAAAGCAGAGGAUAAGGAAACAGACAACAGCAAUACAGACAGCCUGGAGGAAGAGAGCGGGCUGAUAUGAACGCAGAAUUGAAAUAUGAAGAAUUGUCUCAAGACCCUUACUUGACAAAAACAAAAAGAAACGCUUGGUUUGGGUAAAAUAUAGCGGAAAUAAAUGAAUGAAGUACAUGAUACAGCACCAAUGCUGGUCCAAUACUUGUGCCACGCUGUGCCUAUGCUUUCCCACUGAGUGCUAGCACAAUACCGAUGCUGGUUUUAAAAUUGAUAGUUGUAUAUAUUCAGCAGCACAUUAUUUAUUAGUGAGCUUCUAAGAUAUACAUGUAUUUCACAUCAACUUCAAGACAACGCUUUCGUUUCCCUGACUUUUAAGUUCCUGUUACACUGAGGAAAACUAUCUUGUUUAUGUGAGUAAACCUGAAAAUUUUUUCCACUUGUAAAGGUCUUUUAAGUGUUGGGCGUCAAAAAUAUCUUUGAAAUGAUGACUUGGUUACUUGAUAGCUUGGUAGUAUAAUAUGAUGUAACCACUUAAAUUGCUGUACUGGUUUCCGUUGGUCAAGUUCUAUUCUAAUUCUGUAAAAUUUAAAGCAAUAGUUCAUGAGAUAGUGACAAUAUUCAAGGAAAGCCGCCGAUUGCGGGCAUCGUGUAUCGGUUGUUGUAACCUUGUCUCACAAUUGUUAGAAAAUGCGAGUAACGUAACAAAUAAUGUUAGUUAGAGCACUGCUGCCGUCAAAUGAGCAGAAUCACUUUGGUUUCCUCUGUCUGUGUCAAAAAUGUUUGCCAAUCGGAAAUCUUUGCAAAGUCAAACAGAUACAAUAAUUUUCCCGUUUGCCAAACCAAGAAGGGGGUUAGGGACUCCUCCCAGACGGCUGUUCUUUUAGUGUGAUAAUGGUAGGAAUAAAAGGAAGGGAAACCGCUGACAACAUUUUCCUCCUCUUUAUUUAAUACUAUUUUACACAUUCAUUAUAUUUAUCCUAAGCGGAUACUCCCUAAGCCAGGACGAUAGAAGAUUAGUUUCCUACAAACACAAGUUUCAGUAAUUCGUUUUCCCGUUCACUCUGUUAUAUUCUGACUUGAUGUAUGGGAAAAGUGUAAAUACUGUAAUCUGAAAAUUGUUUUUUUCGCUUGUUUGUUCACAAGUCAUCCGUGUGAUACUUGAUCAGAAAUCCCCUAUAGGAUUUUUCAAGGAAAGGCUUCUAGGAAGAAAAUCUGUAUUUGCUGAGAGAGAGAGAGAGAGAGAGAGAGAGAGAGAGAUUCAUUUCCUCCAUUAUGAAUGUAAGCAUUUUAUUCGUAAUUAAGCUGGUUAGACGUGAUAAAACAACUCUCCCGGCAGUAUCUCGCCGACGACACAACUCACCUGUUUUCAUUUUCUAUAAGUACUUUUUCUGGCUCCCAAAGCAAACCUAGGAUAUCCUGCUUUUUGCCUUGAUAAGGUUGCCCUGCUCUGGUUUAAAGUCAAAAAGAGGCAAUAUAAUUUUGAUUGGUUCUGUCUUAUAAUCUAUUGGAGGAGAGACGCGUAGAUGACGUCGCCAUUUACAACUUUUUGCGUCUUAAUCAUAAAAUAAGUUGCCAUGAAUCUUUCUGUAAUAGAUGUGUGCCACUUUCUUGUUCUUAGCACAUUGACGUCAUUUGUGAUCUCUGACUGAACAACUUCCCUAUAAAAACUCCAACCUCA
Messenger RNA from Pocillopora damicornis (cauliflower coral), 4564 nucleotides. Its product is annotated as ATP-binding cassette sub-family B member 6. Lineage: Eukaryota; Metazoa; Cnidaria; Anthozoa; Scleractinia; Pocilloporidae. The record is from RefSeq and is a predicted model, not a curated record. Gene Ontology annotation, molecular function: ATP hydrolysis activity; ATP binding; ABC-type heme transporter activity. Gene Ontology annotation, cellular component: vacuolar membrane. Gene Ontology annotation, biological process: heme transport; transmembrane transport.